UGUGGUCCGACAUCACUCGAUGAGUGUUCGCCAGAGAGUGGACAGGUUCUGUUACACAAGGCAACGAUAUUUUGUUUAAGACUUGUGAAAGUUGCUCCUUAAUCGGCUAUAAUCGUCGGUCAGCUGUCUCGUUAAUUCGUCCAACUUCAACGAGCUGCGAAAAGGAAAUGCUGCGCCCACUAUUGGUGGCGGUCCUCGUGACGGUGGCAUGGGGAAUACCAACACCCGAGGAUGCCAGUAACGCCGCAGCAGAUUCGGAACAAGACCUCCAAAGGGCCAAAGAAUUUCUGGAACAGCUCAACAAGGAAUAUGGGGAAUGGAACAACAAGUACACGCUGGCAAAUUGGGCGUACGCGGCGAAUUUAACGGAAGAGAAUUUGGGAAAGAAACUGAACGUCUCCGCGGAGGUGGCACGGUACUUCAAAUCCGCCUGGGAGAAAGUGAACGAAUACCCUUGGAAGGACAUUAAAGAUUCACGGAUCAGGCGACAAUUCAAGAAAUUCAGUGUCCUAGGACGGUCAGCGCUUCCCGAAGAUCGUUAUCAAGAGUACGAAAAAAUUGUAAGCGACAUGGAGAACAUCUACAGCACGGCCAAAAUCUGCGAUUACAAGAACCGAAGUAGAUGCGACCUCGCUUUGGAACCGGAACUGACGGAAAUUCUAAUGAAGAGCCGUGACCCCGAGGAACUGAAGUACAUUUGGGUGGAAUGGAGGAGAGCAACGGGCGAAAAAGUGAAAUCAUUGUACCCAAAGUACGUUGAACUGAGUAACCUGGCUGCCACAUUAAACAAUUUUUCCGACAACGCGGCUUACUGGCUGAAAGAUUACGAGGCUGAUGACUUCCCUGAGCAAAUUGAGGCACUCUGGCAACAGUUGAAACCCCUUUAUUUGCAAUUACACGCAUACGUUCGCCGAGAGCUUCGAAAAAAAUACGGGGAGAACGUCGUUUCGAAAGAUGGCCCUAUCCCAGCGCACUUAUUGGGCAAUAUGUGGGCGCAAACUUGGACGAAUAUCGCAGACUUCGCUAUUCCAUACCCGGGAAAGCAAAUGCCAGACGUCACUCACGCCAUGAUUAAACAAGGAUAUAACGCUACAACUAUUUUCCGUGUUGCCGAGGACUUCUUCACCUCGAUCAAUCUCACUGCAAUGCCCGAUCUGUUCUGGCAACGAUCGGUAUUGGAAAAACCAAAAGACCGCGAGUUAAUCUGUCACGCGAGUGCUUGGGACUUCUAUGAUGGCAAGGACUUUAGAAUUAAACAGUGUACCAGAGUUAACAUGGAAGAUUUGUUGACUGCACAUCACGAGAUGGGUCAUGUGGAAUAUUAUCUGCAAUACAGAGAUCAACCAAACGUUUUCAAGGAGGGUGCCAAUCCAGGAUUCCAUGAAGCUGUUGGCGAUGUUAUAUCGCUUAGCGCAUCUACACCGAGCCACCUGAAAGCCAUUAAAUUAUUAGAUGAUGAUUCAACCGACACGGAAGCCAAUAUUAAUCAUCUUUUCUUGAAAGGCCUCGAAAAAAUUGUCUUCUUGCCAUUUGCAUAUAUGAUGGAUAAAUGGCGCUGGAAUGUGUUCCAAGGACAAGUCACAUCAGACAAUUAUAAUUGUAAUUGGUGGGACCUUGCUGAAGAAUUUCAAGGUAUUGAAGCUCCAGUAGAUCGAUCGGAAGAUGACUUUGACCCUGGUGCGAAAUAUCAUAUAAUAGCUGAUGUUGAGUAUAUGAGAUAUUUUGUGAGCUUUGUGGUGCAAUUCCAAUUCCAUAAAGCACUUUGUGUUGAAGCAAAACAAUACGAUCCACAAAAUCCGAAUUCAAAACUAUUACAUGAAUGUGAUAUUUAUAAUAAUACAGCAGCUGGAAACCUAUUGAAGAACAUGUUGGAAUUGGGAUCUUCUAAACCUUGGCAAGAUGCAAUGGAAAGAAUCACAGGUCAGAAAAACAUGGAGUCUGCUGGACUCUUAGAGUACUUUAAACCAUUGACAGAUUGGCUUACAGCAGAAAAUAAAAAAACUAAUGAAUAUAUUGGAUGGAAACCUAGAGCAAGGCAAUGCGUACAAACCAGAUCAGAACUCGCAUCUUUUGAAGAAACUGAAGCAGAAGAGUAAAAAAUAUAUCCUUUUGAACAAUAUUACUUCAAAAAAGUUACUUGUCCAUUUUGACAUAAAAGAUGCAUCAAAAAGUGAUUUAUAUCAUUUUUUGCAAAAUAAAAAAUAAAAAUAUAUAAGUGUUA
This is a messenger RNA of Frieseomelitta varia, 2221 nucleotides long. Its product is annotated as angiotensin-converting enzyme-like. NCBI's taxonomy places the organism in Eukaryota, Metazoa, Arthropoda, Insecta, Hymenoptera, Apidae. Gene Ontology annotation, cellular component: plasma membrane. The record is from RefSeq and is a predicted model, not a curated record. Bases 168 to 2096 code for a protein of 642 amino acids. Gene Ontology annotation, molecular function: metallopeptidase activity; peptidyl-dipeptidase activity. The transcript is spliced from 9 exons. Gene Ontology annotation, biological process: proteolysis.